AUGCUCUCUACAGCAUCCCUCUCCAUGAUGGCCAAGAAGGCACCCCCCAACAAGGUGAUUACCGCCUACGGUGUCUUUCUGACGGCCGCGCUGGCAGUCUACCACUUCAUCGCGAACGGCGAGUUCUCGGCGAUCCUGACACUGGCAGUGAUCUUCCAGUGCCUGGGCUUCGCCUUGCUCUGCGUGCAGGUUCUGCUCACCGGCACCUGCACUGGCAUCUCGGCCCGCGCUUUGGCUCUGGACGCUUGGGCUUUGUGCUUCCGCCUCUCAUCCACUUUGUGGCUUCAUGGCUACCUGCCCGUGGAUGCAUCUGGCGAUUGGGCCUACCAGGCGGUGGAUGUCGUUUCGCUUGUCUUGGUGCUCUGGCUGUUGCACUCGCUGUUCUUUGAGAAGAAGCACACUUAUCAGGAGGAGCAGGACACCUUUCCUGCAACCCCAGUGGUACUGGCCUGUCUCGUGCUGGCAGCAAUCUUUCAUGCGGACAUGAACGCGCGACCGGUGUUUGACACCCUGUGGAUGGCAGGUCUCUUCAUCAGUGCCGUUGCAGUCUUGCCCCAGCUGUGGCUCAUCUCCAAGACUGGCGGCAAAGUUGAGCCGCUGACCAGCCACUACAUUGCGGCCAUGGCCAUCAGCCGUGCUCUGAGCGGCGUCUUCAUGUGGCAUGCGCGCUUCGACAUCACUUGUGACCCAUGGGUGCCUGGCUACAACCAUGCCAUCUGGGUCAUCUUGGGAGCGAAUGCCCUACACAUGCUGCUGUUGGGAGACUUUGGCUACUACUACAUCAAGACGGUGAUGAAGGGAGGCCUAACGGCACAGCUUGACCUGAUUGAGGAGCUGGGCCUGGGUGUUGAGCAUUGUCCGUACGGAAGGGUGGGUGACCAUGUGAAAGCAUGCUCUCCUCCCCUCAUGAACUGCAGGUGUAGGACACACUCAGAGGUUACGGCUGUCCACAACUUGCAUUUACAGUUCAGCACACAAGAUGCUACCGUGAUCGCACCAGCGAUUACAUCAAGUCUGGUCGUUAUGAGCAUGAAGAAGGCAGGGACAGGUGUCGUUCACAGGGAAUGGAUUUGUUCCUACGCCUGGGACAGCAAGAUGUCUUUCCAGGCAGCGGCGAACUUGUUGCUGCUGGCUUCUGCGAAUGCUUAUGUUUGCCAAGUCCUCACCCAGGAGCCGGCUGUGUCGAGACAGGGUAUGUCAAGCAGAUGCCAGGAUCCACACCACAAGUACCAGGGAUACUGCCAGAAUGGUCACUAUCAAAGUGCGACACUCCUGUGCCUGGAGACAUCUCUGUUCCACUCGAUAACACUCAACGAGAACGAGUCCCUGCAAGCUAGCUUCCCGCCUGAACUUGGUUUGGGCCUGCAGUGCACCGUUGCUGGGCAAUACUGCAAUUGCUCCAGCUCCUUUGUGAACGGGGUUGUUUGGCUACUUGCAUCCGAGCCAAUGAACUACACCAUGAACUCCACAGCAAAGCCGGGAGAAUGGUACAUCAUGGACGCAACCGGGCAGUGCGUGGCCGCGUUCGGUACUUCCGCCACCGAGCCGACGGUUCAGAAGUGUCCUCCAGGCUUCUACUGUGCAGGCGGCCUCGAGCCGCCUCGCAGUUGCAGCACGGGCGACCACUGCCCGGUGGGCACAGGGCUGGAAGACCGUUCUUGUCCAAUGGGAUACUAUUGCCCUAUACCAGCAGCAGAUGUCCGGCCUUGUCCAGCAGGCGGCCACUGUCCUCGGGGCGCACAGAACCCUGAGGCCUGCCAGGCCGGACGCUUCUGCCCGCCGGGGGAGGAUGCCUUGUGCCCCCAGGGCCACUAUUGUCCCUACGGCACGGAAGCUCCGAAGAAAUGCAAGCCCCUCUUCAGAUGUCCUCCAGGAAGCAAGGCUGAAGAUCCUUGGUUCUUCUCCUUGGUGAUCCUGGGAGCAGUGGUCGGCGUCGGCUUCUUGGGCUCGAUGCUUUACACGGAGAUGGUGCAGAACGAUUUGUGGGCCUGCGCCGUUUGUGCGGCCUGCGCUGGACUCAUGUGGCUGGUCGACGAGGCCAUCGCUCUUUUCCUGUCCCUCACCUUUGUAUCGGUGGCAGCCAAUUGGGCCCUGCUUCGGAUCGGUGGCGUGGAUCCGGCUGUUGCACAAAGCCUGCUGUUGUGCACAGCUGGUGUGGCAGUGGCACUGCUUUGGUUGGUACAUCCACCGCUCCUCUGGCGACAGUGGGCAGUCUUCUUCGGUGGGCUGCUCAUGUGCUGCGCAAUCGCCUACCUCAUGUCACGGCAGAACCGCACUGCCGUCCUCUUGGGGCGCCUUCUCCUGAUGGUUGCCUUCGCGGGGCUCAUCUUCAGCUACUCCCAGGUGGAUCCGGGAUUUACCGUGGCCUUGGGCAUCGUCCUGCUGAUCCAAGUCCUCGGCAUCAUCCUCUCAUGGACCCAUGUCCCAUGUCCCACCACCUGCGACAGUGACUUCGUAAUCGAUGCCUUGGUGGGCAUGACCCAAGUAUGGAUGAACCAACGCCUGUUGCGGCUGAGCCCGGCAGACUUCGACAGCGGCGUGCACUUCGUGAGCGUUGCAAACAUCAGCCCUCUGGCAGAUGUUCAGAGCAUUUGGACGGCCAUGGCCAAGGGCCAGGAUCCGAGCAGCAUCGUCCCCGCCCUCCAGGGCAGAAGGGCGAUCUUCAUUUUCGCCAGUCCCAGUGACCAGGCGCAGGUGGCAGCGUUGCGUGACUUUGUCCAGGCGAUGGACUCCGCAGGCAGUGAUGCAGCACCCAUGAUCUGGGCGCCACACACCGUCACCCCCGAGAUCCGGCCGCACAAUGCAGUGGUCGACACAUUGUCGAACGACGGGCGGAAUUUGGUUGGUGAGUUGAUGGAAAUUGGACUUGAUGGCAUCAUCUCGGGAGAGCCGCAAGGACCUGCCCUGGCGCUGGCUACGCGAAUGUGGGUGCGCAAGCUCGAAAUCGCUGCCCAAACGCUGGCAGAGGUCAUGUACGAGCGGAAGCGCCGGGCGCAAAACGUGGAGUACUUCAAGGCUCACACCGACAGCCUCCUUUGGGAUUAUCUCCGCAAUCGGCUUGCGCCGGUGGUCCCGCCGUGUGACAGACAUCUCCCAGAAGGCAUCCCGAGCCACAUAGACGGGUGGUCGUUCGGCAGUUCACGUAGAACACCCAGCGGCGUGGUUUAUCGUUUAAACCGCCGACGACAAGAAAGCCCCGGCCUUGUAGGCACAGGUGUCACGACUCGCGAGGUCGCACGCCUUGUGGAUAAAUCCACCAUCCGAGACAUCAAUGGCAUUAUGUCACUGAAGAGGAUGGUGGACGUUCUUUGGAUGGUUAGCUGCGACAAGUGGCAGCACCCAAACAUUCAGAGGCUUUUUCAGAUAUAUCAUUCCCCGACUCACAUCAUUAUGCGGAUGGAGUACUCCGGCGCUGGAAGUCUCCAUGACCGCCUCGUCCGCAGGAGCCGAAGGCCACUGUCGUUUCUGAAGACGUCACAGAUCUUGCAGCAGAUUUUCAAGGCGGUGACCCACCUCCACCUGGCUGCAAAGGUGUGCCACAGAGAUCUCAAACCUGAGAACUUUGACUUGCACGAGACUCCAGACAUGGUGACGGUGAAGUUAACGGGCUUCCAGAUCGCUUUCGUCCUGGAGGAGCCCGUGCUUUGCCACCAAAAGUGUGGGACGCUGCCCUUUGUGGCUCCAGAGGUGCUGAAGGGCGAAGGGUAUCACGCUCUGCCCGUGGACCUCUGGGGUGUUGGCAUUACCACCAUCGAGGUGAUCUGUGGCUCUCGUACAGUCGACGAGGCCUUGGGCAUCUCGGAGGAAGACCAUCCCGCCCUUGGGUACCGCUGGCCGGAUGGCUCCUUCUUGCAGAAACUCUUGGAAGGUUUUCAGGAGCCUGGCUCUUCCGGACAGCUUCUGCAGACGCGCUGCCUGCCGCAGCUGCGGCACUUCCUUCCCUCACUGGAGCAGUUGGCUCAGUGA
Molecule: messenger RNA, 3966 nt
Organism: Symbiodinium sp. CCMP2592
Lineage: Eukaryota; Dinophyceae; Suessiales; Symbiodiniaceae
Source: the annotation of a GenBank genome assembly